AAACAGACAUUCUUAGACAGUCUCUGAGUUACUGAGACUGCAGCUAUUUCCUUUUCUUGAAAUUAUUCUCAAGUACUUGUGCCUUCAAUUCAGCUCGUCAAUUUGUAUAUAAUCUGGUUUGCAGGACUCUGCAGACUGGUCUCCUUCACAUGUGCAGGAACAGUCAGAAAGCAGAAAGCUCCAGGUGGCUCUCAAGUACUUCGCUGCCAAAAAAGCCCACGCUGGAAAGCAAGUCCAAAGGGGCUCCCUAGAGGGAGUUGGGUUUAGCCCGGAAGAGAGUGAGAUUAGUAAAGCAUGACUAUACAACCCAUGCUGGUGGCCGGCUUUCAGAGGAAAGAGGAACAGUAACGGCAAUUAGCAAGACUAAAAGCUCCAGAAGGCUUACAAUCAGUGAUCUGCAUAGUUCCCUCAGAAGGAAUUUUCUACCAGUGCAUGGUUUCAGAUGUCCACUGCUGCCUGAUCCAUUACAGGCCGUCCACUGCGGUAAGCACAUCCCACCUCAGAGUGGUAAUCACUGACAUUUUUCACCAGGUUUUGACCUGUUUACUGCAAGCUGAAUAACUUCUGUCUCUUCAAAGCCACCAGCUUCCUUUGAGCUGUCAGGUAUCUGCAACAGAUUCAAACCUUUGCGUGUCGCAGCCAAGAGAAAGUGGGAUCACUGCAGUACAUCAUACACCUUUGUGGAGUUAUGUUAUCAAACGGUUUUCGGAAAAGGACAUUGACAAAAAAAAUCUUUAUGUGACCUAACAAAGACUAUAUACUGAAGAAAUAUCCGAGGAGCUCAGUAAUUGUGCAAACGUGGAAGGUGGCAAAAGAGAUCCCACACAGGAGAUGAUUCAUCACCUGAGCUAUGGAUGUUGAUGAACUUCAUUCGAAGGAUAACAGAGGUCAGACAGAGAAGACCAGCCACAGACUCUCGACCUACCACAUAAGUGUCCUUGGCUUUCCAGUAUGUUUCUUUUUAUGAGAUUAUUUCUAGCGCCAAGAGCUUCAGUACAAUGUGGAAAUGGAUACUGACAAAGGGUGCCUCAGCCUUUACAUACCUGGCUUAUGUCCUUCUCCUCUUCCUCAUCUGUUCUUCGUCUGUUGCUUGCAAUGACAUCAGCAGAGAUAUGUUGUCUCCAAAUAUUACAAAGUCUUCAUCCAGCCUGGGAAGGCAUGUGCGCAGCUACAAAUACCUGGAAGGAGACGUGCGGUGGAGGAAGCUGUUCUCUUUCACCAAAUACUUUCUCAAGAUCGACAGGAAUGGCAAGGUCGGUGGAACAAAGAAGGAAAACUGCCCUUUCAGUAUACUGAAAAUUACGUCUGUGGAAGUUGGGGUUGUGGCUAUUAAAGCAAUUAACAGCAAUUAUUAUUUGGCCAUGAACAAGAGAGGAAAGAUCUAUGGCUCAAAAGAUUUCAAUAAUGACUGCAAACUGAAAGAAAGAAUAGAAGAGAAUGGUUACAACACCUAUGCUUCCAUGAAGUGGAAGCACAAUGAACGACAAAUGUUUGUAGCUUUAAAUGGAAAAGGGUCUCCACGGAGAGGGCACAAAACAAGACGGAAACAUCCUUCAGCCCAUUUUCUACCAAUCGUGGUGAGGCAGGAUAUCUCUCUAAUAUCGGAAUAGAAUCAGUGAAGACAUGCUUUCACAGUAACGAGUGCUGGUAUUAAUUCAACACUGCAUUUCAUUCCAAGCAUGGCAACACUCUAUUAGAUAUGGAAGUCCUAAUGAUGAACAUUAGCAGCGCUCAGGCAGUAAACUCGCAGACAUCUGCUUGUAAAACUUCGAACAAGCCUUUGAUAUUCAAAUUAUUUUUAUGGCAUAAGGAGUUCCCAUACCAGUAAAGAUUGAAGCAGUUGGAGAGAAUACAGCUGGCAAUGGCAAAAUAUCUUGUGAUGUAUCCUGAUGCAUGAGACGCAAUGCAGUUGUACAAUGUUGUAUGAUCUUUGUGAGAAGAUGUUAUUUAUGGAGUACUAACCCAUAUCAAAUACGUUAUGUUCAUUCAAGCCUGAUUAUCAAAUGAGGGGCUAAACAUGCAAAUGUUUAUCUGGAAGCACUUUGGGUCAGACACAAAGCAAAUAUUUUCUAUAACUAAACUUCACAACAAUAGACAGGCUCGAAAAGUAUAUAUAAAUGCACGAAAUGUAAAGCUGCUCUAACAAAAUGAGUCUUUAGUUGCUCUUCAAAUGAUUAAUUCUAAAUAUAAUUUUUAAAGCAUGCUUAUAUUGCAGAAACAGCAAGACUCCACAAAGUAAAUUAUUGUAAAGUUAGCUUGGUACUGAUCCUUAAUUGAAAAUUAUCUUGAAAAUAAAUGCUUAUGUUUGUCAUUAAAGUAGUAAUAAUUUCACAGCACAGCUAUUUAAUUUUCUGAAAAUGGCCACAACUAUUUUGUUGAAGAAUAGAUUCAUUUUGGUAGAGCAAGUCAAAAGUAGUAACUGUAUCCAUCCCUUUCUCAUUGUAACACACUAUGUAAAUUGCAUUAAGACUCUUUGGCAGUGUGAGUAGGUAAGUACAAGUAGUCGUCAAAUGUAUUUUGUUCUAAAUACUUGUAAAAGAUAUUUCUAUUAAGAUGAAUAUUGAUGCUGCAUUCCCUUCAUACUUUGUUAUUGUAAAGUGGUUUGUUUAUUUUUGUUGUUUGGGAAUAGUAUAUUUUGGUACAAAGGAGAGUUUUUGACAAGUCAGACAGUAGAUAGGUUCUAGAAUUUAACCCUUUGUUGCUGGUGUCCCAUGAUAAUCUAACUUGUGUCCUCCCAGGCAAUUCUAGCGAGUGUGUCAGAUGUUUAAUCUGUUGUUUGCUUGAAUUGCUCUACAAAAUAUUGUUUCCCACUAUGUGCCAUAGAAAACAUCAUUUGAUCACCUUCCCAGUUCCUUUGAUAAAGUUAUUGUGUCAUACACAUAGGACAAUACAUCUUAGCUAGACUUAGUAUUUCUGUUCAAAGAAUUGAAACUUGAACAGAAUUGUUACCCAAUUUUUUACCUUCCAUGUGGGAACUGGUUUUAUUUUCUUUGCAGUCUUCUCCUCUUUUCCUUACAGAUUACACAGAGAACAUGGUUCUGCAGGAAUUGCCAAUGCUUCAACAUAUCCCCUGAGUAAUAUAUCUGGGCCUAAAUUCUUGGUUGUUGGGUUAGUCAUUAUGCAGUAAUCAUCACAGACAAAUAUCAUUUGCUUUUGACCAACAAUUUCAUUCGCAUAUUUUCUGAUUAGAUCACCGGAUUGCCAUUGAGAAAAUUGAUGAAAUUUUAUUAUCUGCAUUCUAGGAAUGUACAAGCCAGUUUGAUAACCUUCAUUGGUUCCAGCAAGAGAUAUCCUAAUUUCGUGCAUAUCAUUGUAGUUAACCUAAAUACUUCUUUGCUUGUUUUGCCUCACCAUCAAAUCAUAUUUGUGCACCGGCUGACUAGGGCCUCAGGGCAGCUCAUAAACUCUUAGAUGUUUAUAGCACAGAAGCAGGCCAGUCGGCCCAUUGUGGCUGCACCAGUCAAUAAAGGCCUGACUACACAAAUUGCAUUUUCCAGCUUUUGGCCCACAACCCUGGAGGUUUUAGAAACUCAAGUGAAUACCGCCAUAGACGUCACUGAGUAUACUUAAGAGAGAGAUAGAUAGGUUCUUGAUUGCUAAGGGGAUCAAAGGUUAUGGUGAGAAGGUGGGAAAAUGGGGUUGAGAAACUUAUCAGCCAUGAUAGAAUGGCUGAGCAGACUCAAUGGGCCGAAUGUCUAAUUUCUGCUGCUAUGCCUUUAAGCCUUAUGGUCUUAUAAAGUAAAUACUGCUUAAAUAUAAUGAGAAUUCUUGAUCGUAGACCCAAAUAAUUAAUAUGCAUCACAACCAUGAAGGUCCCUGCAGGACCUCACUAGAAGCUGGCAUCCAGUCAAGGAAUCAUCCCUCUACUGUCACCCUCUGCUUCCUGCCUCUUAAGCUAAUCUAAUGUUCCACUCUGCUUUGGAUCUCAUAUCCCUUACUUUCCUGACUAGUCUGCCAUAAAGGACCUUAUUAAAACCUUGCCAAAGUCCAUAUAGAGCACAUUAAAUGCAACAUUCUAAUCAACAGUUUUAGUUAGCUCCUCAAAAAAUUCAAUCAGAUUUGUUAAAAACAAUUCUUCCUGAUCAAAUCCAAGCUGGCCAUCCCUGAUUUAACCCUUUCUUUCCAAGUGCAGAGCUAUAUUGCUGCUCAGAAUUCUUUCUAACAACCGCACCACUUUUGAGGUUGGAUUGACUGGCCUGAGUUUCCUGAUCUAUCCCUACCUUCUUUCCUUUCAAAUAAUGGGGUAAUGUUAGUAGUCCUCCAGUCCUCUGGCAUCACCUCAGUUGCCAGAGAUUUGGGAUUCACUGCCAGGACCCAUGGCAUCUCCUUCCUUGUCUCCAUCAAAAGCAUGGAUACAUCUCAACUGGGCCUUCAGAUUCAUUCACUUUUAAGGCUGCUAUAAACCUCCUAGAAGUUCCUCUCACUCUCUGUUAAUUUCUUCCAAUGUUUCACAGUUGUCCAGUGUGAUGUCAAUAUUUAUGUUCUCCUUUUCCAUUGUGAAGACCAAUGCAUAGGAUUCAUUGAGGACUGAUCUUCUGCGUCCACACAUGUGUUACCUCUAUCAUCUUCACUGGGCCCUGUUCUUUCCCUGUUAUUCUCUUGCUCUGUCUAUUGAAAAAAAAAAGUCCUCUUUGGGUUUUUAUUUAUGCAACUCACCAACGUUUUCUUAUGAACUGAGAUAAUGGGAACUGCAGAUGCUGGAGAAUCCAACAUAACAAAGUGUGGGACUGGAUGGACACAGAAGCUGCUUGGCCUGCUGUGCCCAUCCAGCCCCACACUUUGUUUUCUCAUAAACUCCUCAUUUUCCUAAUUUUUCUACUAAUGUAAUAUGAAAUAUUAAGAGUAACACAAUUAUGGCAUGUUUUCAUGCCUCUGAUAUCUGACAUUUGCAUUUUGUGCGCUGUGAUGGAAUUCCUUUUGUAGAGAUCAACUGAACAAGUUCUUGGAAUUAGAUCAGAUUGAAUGGCAUUUUUACAACUUCGAUUGCCCAGCAUAUAAUUUGAACCACAUUUUGGGAAUUUGGGCAAUAGCUUCUCCAAAUUUUCCACCCAUUCAUUUCAGAGAAGGGAAGAACACAGGGAAAUGUGUGCUGAAUUCCUACUAUACAGUCCCAUUGUGCAAGCAUCCUGGUCAGAAGAAUGAUCACAUAAAUGAAGAAUUUUCACAUAGAAACAUUGCUUUCUUCUUCCUGUGGAAAUUCCUUACAAGAUCUAGUUCAAAAAUUAUAACCUUGGAAGGGUAAUAGUCCACUGAAAAAUAAAGGAACCAAAUCUACAUAAUUUCCUGUCCGUUAUUCCAACAUGAUGAUUUUUAUUGGUUGUAACUGUACAUUUAAAAGAGCUGUUAAAGAGAAACUGGCCUAAGAUCUUACCCAUCUAUGAACACAACAGCGAAAUCUUACUAAAUGCUCCACCAAAAUCAAAUUGGCAAUGCGAGUGAAGAGAUGUCUUUUCAGAUUAAUACAGCAGCCAUUUAUGCUUUGUUAUGAUAAAGUGGAUAUGUUAUGUUUUUGCUUUGGAAAUCAUCAUUUUGGAUUUUUACUUUUGAAAAUAGACCCAAAAGAAUUGAAAAUUCAGGCCUCCUUGUAAUGAUUGAGUGAAUGGUUACCAGAUAAAUCCAUUAUAAUAUAAAAAGUAUCUGUGUUGAUCUGACACUCAAUAAAGAGACCUGAAACUUACAUUUGUCCAUAUUUUCAACAGUAGAUCCUGUCGGACUCUACUCAGAGAAAUGCACAUUAAGAAUUAUGUGAGGUUUGGUUUUGUUGAAGACAAAUAAUAGAGCAGCUUCUUCUUAACAGCUAUCUUUAAGUGUUUGCAAUAAUGCAGUUACAACAUUCAUUAAAAUAAAUGAUUAUCCUGCAUGUUGGGAGAGCUAUGUGAAUGAACAACAUCAAACAUAAAUUCUGAAGCAUAAAAUUUUGAUAUUAAGAUUUUACAUUUUUGAAUGUGUUUAUCACCUUUUAAAAAGAGACUUUUUUCUUUUUUAAUUGCAAUGUAAUGAUAUAAUGUUAAGGAAACAGAUUAUGUCACAUUCCAAAUGACAAAUGUAAAAUAUUUGCUGACACACACUGCUUUUUUGGCAAAUGAGCCAGGAAGAUUCAAUUGAUAUAUAAAUGUUUUCUGGAACUGAAUUUAAAAGAAAAGGAGAAAAGGCAACUCAUUAAUAAACAUAAAGUAUCUAGUGGUCUUUCUAAGAAUUCUGAAAACACACGAUACAUGUGGCUCACAGAUUUGUGUAUUGACCACAAUUGGAAACUGAGCCAGCAACCACUGCAGCGUGGAGGGAGUGUCUAAACCACUACACUACCAGAUCACAACAAUUCUAUUAUAUACUUUUAAGGUUCAUUUCUAUCUUUCUUCCUUUCCCUUUAAUUGUCAUCAUGCCCUUUCAUCAUUGCAGCAGAAUCCUUUAGGCUAAUCGUAGGCAGAAGGUUACCAUAAACAAUAGGCUACAGUGGAGCACUAUUUAUUUAUUUAAUUAUUUAGUCAGAGGAAAGGCUGAUCUGAAAUCAGUUUUAAUA
Molecule: messenger RNA, 6520 nt
Organism: Stegostoma tigrinum
Lineage: Eukaryota; Metazoa; Chordata; Chondrichthyes; Orectolobiformes; Stegostomatidae
Gene: fgf10a
Product: fibroblast growth factor 10a
Exons: 4
Coding region: 999-1610 (203 amino acids)
Biological process (GO): positive regulation of protein phosphorylation; wound healing; positive regulation of epithelial cell migration
Cellular component (GO): cytoplasm
Molecular function (GO): chemoattractant activity; type 2 fibroblast growth factor receptor binding; growth factor activity
Source: RefSeq, a predicted model, not a curated record